ACUUCCACCAAGUUCUGGUACUGGAAGGCCUUCGAAUCCAGCCUCUCGCUGCACGAUUUCUUAGCAGCCCACGCUCGCUCCGUACGGGCGAUCCUCGCCUCUCUUUCAGUCGUGGACGUCAGCCUCCUCGAACUCUUGCCGGAGGUGCGUGUUAUCGCCACCACUAGCGCUGGGCUCAACCUAUUAUUGGACUUGCCCAAAUGCUACCGCCGAGGUAUCAAGAUCGCCAAUGCAGGGGAUGUAUAUUCCGUUGAUGUCGCCAAUUGCGCCAUCGAAGUGUUGAUUGAUGUGCCGAGGAAGAUUUCCGCUAGCAAUCGCUACGUCAAGUAA
Messenger RNA from Linum tenue, 330 nucleotides. The record is from the annotation of a GenBank genome assembly. Lineage: Eukaryota; Viridiplantae; Streptophyta; Magnoliopsida; Malpighiales; Linaceae.